Anopheles funestus (African malaria mosquito) is the source of this 3741-nucleotide messenger RNA. RefSeq names its product glycine receptor subunit alpha-3-like. Gene Ontology annotation, cellular component: synapse; neuron projection; membrane. Gene Ontology annotation, molecular function: extracellular ligand-gated monoatomic ion channel activity; transmembrane signaling receptor activity; neurotransmitter receptor activity. NCBI's taxonomy places the organism in Eukaryota, Metazoa, Arthropoda, Insecta, Diptera, Culicidae. Gene Ontology annotation, biological process: regulation of membrane potential; nervous system process; chloride transmembrane transport. Bases 1716 to 3044 code for a protein of 442 amino acids. The transcript is spliced from 5 exons. The record is from RefSeq and is a predicted model, not a curated record.
AGAUGUUCCAAAUGCGCUUGAUUUACGUUUCGUUUGAUGUUGGACCAAUAACCCAUGUGGGGAUGGAGACGCAUUGUCUAUUAAUGAGACAUGUGCUUUAGACGCGCACUCCAGAAUGCAGCCGAACGGGUCCAAAUCGAGGACUUUCUUUUUAUCCUGCCGUACGACACACGGCUCUUGGAAACCGACAUAAGCGUAAGAAGUGUUUGCGCAGGUCAACAGACGAAUCUGGCCAGUCGAAGAGAGAGAGAGAGAGAGAUUUUAUACAUCAACGAGACACACAUUUCUUUAAAAUAUUAUAUGGCGGUUCCAUUCGUAUCUUUUGAAAACGGCUUACGGUGUUGAUCGUGAACCACCCCAUGCUUUUGGUGCGAACAAGUUUGUUAUGCAGCAUUGCGGACAUUUCAAACAUUGCUUAUUUCUGCCCAACAAUAUGUCCUCAAGUGUCCUCUGCACUUCGGAUCUGAUUACAACACCAGGAACACCUUUGUGCAAAGGGGGGAGGUAUCUCUAGCGCCCAUCGUUAGAUAACUGGGUAGUUUAUUUCGGGUACCGAAGGACACAACAACGCUCUGGUGGUGCAUCUAAAGCCGCUGGUGGGUCGUUAAGUGGUACACCAGCAAAAUAGACCACGGAUUCACACACCAGUGCAUCAUAAUUUUGUCCUUUCUUCUCCAUUCGCAUACAAUACACGCACAGCUUGAUCCAGCAGCAGCAAGCACUACUUCCUGCGCGUAUCGAAGUUCUACAAUCUGGCUGAAUCUAUCCUGUUCCACGUUUUCUCUCUUUCACGCUAUACUACUCUUUAUCCCUUCCACUAUUGUUCGGUUAAAGAUUUCCUGUACGGGUACUAACGACCAGGAAUGUACUGAAAAAGGGAUAACAAAUUUAAAGCGACUAAUGAGACCGACUGGGACACACUCACAGUGUAUCCCACACACAAACACACCCAGGCAAGAUACAGAAGGAAGAACCACUGCAGUGGCUGCCGAUGAUGGGCCGCAGAAGAUGAGAGAUCAAGGACACUCGAGGAACAAAAGAAGCGAACCAAACAAGAAGGAGGAGGGAAAAAUCGUUGGAGGAAAUCAGAGGACGUGAAAAAUUGGCGCACCCACAACCCGGGUGUGUGUGUGUGUAUGUGUGGAGUUGGACGAAGGAUAAAAGUGUCCUUUGCCUCGCACCGUCUUCGCCUGUUAGAAGAAAUCUAUUUAAGAGCAACCGGGACCAGAUAAACGGUUCAGUUCAUCGUUUUAUCCCGGUCGUGAAUGAUCGCGCUUUCUGUCGGUCUUGCGUGUAGGUAUUUGUGUGUGUGUGUUUGUGUGUGUGCAUGUAUGUGUCGUGACAAACACGAGUCCCGUCCAGUCCAUAGUUAACUUGCAUAACCGUUAAACCUUUGAUCGUGAAACUACCCGCUAAUGAUCAGUGAUCGGUGGGUGUGCUGCCGGUGGUGGAAUUAUCGUAUCGGUAAUGCUUUAAAUCAGUGUGAAAAAAUCGUUGAAAUGUUCAGAUAAUGAACACCGAUUCACUUCUAACUGGUUGACGACCCCCCCUUUUAAACCCUACGAGCGAACGUUGCCGUUGAACCAAAACCGUGCAGAAGUGUGACAGAGGCGGGACAGUUUGCAACCGCAAUAAUUUCCACGUGUGUGAAAGGAUAACUUGCGACGAAUAAUCUUCUUUUUGCACCUUUUAAGCCAGCAAAACUAGACAAGGACAUGCUGGUGCAAUAUGCGAUAAGUGGACUGCUAGUGAUGGUGGGACAAUGCAUCCGAGAAAUCAAUGGCGAGUAUCAAACAAGUCUCACCUUCAACGAAAUCCUGCCCGAGGAUCCGAAGCUGUACGAUAAAAUGCGACCACCGAAGAAGGAAGGCCAGCCGACGAGUGUUGCCUUCCACGUGACCGUGAUGGGGUUGGAUUCGAUCGAUGAAAACUCGAUGACCUACGCGGCCGACAUCUUUUUCGCACAAACGUGGAAGGAUCAUCGGUUACGGUUGCCAGAAAACAUGACGUCCGAGUACCGGCUGUUAGAGGUGGACUGGCUGAAGAACAUGUGGCGGCCGGAUUCGUUCUUCAAGAAUGCGAAAUCGGUCACCUUCCAGACGAUGACGAUCCCGAAUCACUACAUUUGGCUGUACAAGGAUAAAACGAUCCUGUACAUGGUGAAGCUGACCCUGAAGCUGUCCUGUGCGAUGAAUUUUCUGAUCUAUCCGCACGACACGCAGGAAUGUAAGCUGCAGAUGGAAAGCUUGUCACACACGACAGACGACUUAGUUUUCCAGUGGGACGAAGAGGUACCGUUGGUUGUGGACGAACACAUUGAGCUGCCACAGCUGGCAUUGGUGAAAAACUAUACGGCGGACUGCACGCAGGUAUACUCGACUGGGAAUUUCACCUGUCUAGAGGUGGUGUUCGUGCUGAAGCGACGUCUCGGUUACUACCUGUUCCACACUUACAUCCCAACCUGUUUGAUCGUCAUUAUGUCGUGGGUUUCGUUCUGGAUCAAACCGGAAGCUGCACCGGCACGGGUUACGCUAGGCGUAACGUCCCUGCUCACACUCAGCACCCAGCACGCCAAAUCACAAGCUUCUUUACCGCCCGUAUCUUACCUAAAGGCGGUCGACGCAUUCAUGUCCGUCUGUACCGUGUUUGUGUUUAUGGCCCUGAUGGAGUACUGUCUGGUUAACAUUGUGCUCGGUGAUUCCGAUCCUCCGACACCGAAACCCCAUCCACCGAAGAUGGACAAAUUUUUCGACUUUACCGCCAAAAAUGGCAAGCGCAACAGUAAGUCGCAUGAGCAUACGCACGAAAUACCGAUCACCACGUUUCAGCGGCAGGAAAGCACACUGCUGCUAUCGCCGGUACCACACAUCCAGACGAUUCCACCGCCCCCCUGUAAACCGGCGUCAGCCAUACCGAAGCUAACACCGGCCCAGAUGCGGCUGAAGCGAGCGAUCAACAUCGAUCGGUUUUCACGCAUGUUUUUCCCGUUUCUGUUCACGCUGCUAAACGUCACGUACUGGAUCAUGUUCUACGAGUAUAUUUAAGCACAUACAUUCAUUAAGUAGUAGUAGCCUAUGAAAGCAGGGCAACGAGCAUUUCUUUUCAUUUGUUAUUUCAUUCCUCGAUAGAAAGAGAGAGAGAGAGAAAAAAAAACAGUCCCUUUUUAGCUGUACGGAAAGAGAAAAUAUUUAAUUAAAACUAGCUUAGAAAGGUACAACCUUAUGGAAACAGAGAAAGAGAGAUGAAAAACAUGUAAAUUUUACAAAACACCGUACGCCUCCACGACAACGAUUUCAAAUGCAGGAAGCAAAGUUUGGAUAAACGUUAAAGCAAAUGAGAGAUGAUUCGGAAUGUUAUGCGAAGCAAUGGUCCGAGAUGUGAACAUUCAUGCCAGUGUAAUUUAUGGAAUUAGUAUAGGACAGUGCAAUUGCUACACUUAAGCAACCCUUUUUCAAAUUAUGCAAUUACUUGUGUAUUCUACGAUUAGAGAAUGAAUGCUAACCAAUAGUUUAGCGUAAUAGUUUGUAAACCAGUCGGUAACCGUUAGCCACUGCAUGUUUUCUUAUGUUGAGCGGAAUAAAAAUAAUUGUGUACAAAGCAAGAAACGUGAAACGCGAAUGAGAUAACAUUUCUAGUAGGCAAACAGUUAAUUAAUAAUUUAGUUGUAAACAUCAUGAACAUAAUACGCUACUAACAAUUUCACAGUAAAUAAAGGUUAGAAGAGUUGUAUGCUCUUAAAAA